CAUUUAUUUUGAUACAGUCGGGAUUUCCUUCUGUGUGGUUUUUCUCAAACAAAUACUCAGCAGAAAACAUCCUCUCGGGCGCUUUUUGGUGUCCUGACUGGCUGGCAAUGCGCAAGGGUGCAGAAGGAGUUCAGUGAGGUGAACAUUUGGCGAUAUCUUCGAGACUUCUCCAUUGUUUUCAUUGUUCUGCUGUGCUUGUUUACGUGGAAACGCCAAGAGCCAGAGGAAAAAUGAAACGCAAAUACGGCAAUGGGCAUGUGGUGAAUGCAGCCUCGCUCCUCUGGGACAGGAGCAACUUCGAACUGGAGGCGACUGUGCGGCAGAGACUGCAAACUGCCCCGCAAUUCAUAAGGCGACUGGAGUUGGAAACGGAACUCCGCGGUCACAAUGGAUGCGUCAAUUGUCUGGAGUGGAGCGACAAUGGGAAACUUCUCGCUUCGGCCUCUGAUGACUUCCACGUGAUGAUUUGGGACGCGUUCUCGCACAAGCGCGUGGCUGAUGUCAUCACGCCGCAUCAGGGCAACAUCUUCUCAGUGAAGUUCAUGCCCAAGAGUGGCAGCUCCACUGUGGUCACGGGCGCGGCCGAUGGGAAGAUAUACGUGUUUGAUCUCAAUCGCUCAGAGAGUCCAACUUGGACGUGUUGCUGCCACAGCCGAAGAGUGAAGAGAUUGGCCACCGCGCCAGAAACUCCCUUUGUCUUCUGGUCAGCCGCCGAGGACGGCGAUAUUCUGGAGUUUGAUCUGCGCGAGCCGCAUAAGUGUAUGUCCAACGAGUGCAAGGUGUCUCUAAUCUGUCUGAAGCACUACAUCUCGUCCUCAAAUCUAGUCUCAAAUGUUGUGCCGAGUCCUGCUCAGGCCAAGUGCAUUGCAGUGAAUCCUCGGCGCCCGGAAUUGAUUGCCGUAGGUGCAAAUGAUUGCUACGCGCGAAUGUACGAUCGACGCAUGAUGAAGCUGAGCACGCUGUGGACGUCGAAUGAGGAGAGGAUCAGCAGCCCGUCCGAUAGGGACACGAUUCCGAAGAAUAGCGUCACUUACUUCUGUCCGGGACACUUGAGGAAGCAGUACGACAAGCGCUAUAAAGCGAUCACGUAUCUGACUUUCAGUCCGGACGGCAAGGAGUUGCUGGUCAACAUGGGAGCCGAGCAGAUCUAUCUGUACGACAUCAACAAUGCCAAGGAGCCUGUCUUUCUCGAUCUGCCGCCACUGCAUGACAGGGAGAUUGUGAACAGCGAGGCGAUCAGGAGGAAACUGCCUGAGGAUGUGGAGGCAGACCAGAAGCUAGGCACGGACUUCUUGGAGAAUGAGAAGUACAUCGAGGCGAUCUACCAGUACACGAAGGCCAUCCAGAAGGCGCCCAAGUGUGCGUUUCUAUAUCUAAACAGGGCUAUUGCUCUGGUGCGUCGCAAUUGGUGUGGAGACACCUAUGCUGGUCUCAGGGACUGUCACACAGCGCUCUGGCUCGAUCCGUCGUACUUGAAGGCGCACUUCCGACUUGCCCGCGCCUUAUUGGCGCUAAACUAUGUGUCAGAUGCGGCUCAGUGUCUUGCGGAGCUGAAGAAUCGCUUCCCAGAAUAUGCCCAAAGCUACGGUGUGCAAAUGCUAGAGCAGGACAUUGAGCGGGCUGUUAAGCAACAUCCCAACUCAUCUUCCCAAGACAGUCCUGAUAUAUUUGAUUUGUCGGAGAAUGAAAUAUUCUGGCGCACCUCAGCGAAGGAUUACAAGGAUCGCUUCAUGGGUCACUGCAAUACGACGACGGACAUCAAGGAGGCCAACUUCUUUGGCAACGACUCGAACCACAUCAUUGCCGGCUCUGACGAUGGCAACUUCUUCAUUUGGGAGCGCUCGACGAAUUCCAUCGCCGAGGUGUUCAGCGGCGACACGAACAUCGUGAAUUGCGUGCAGCCGCAUCCGUCGGUCUGUCUCCUGGCCACGAGCGGCAUCGAUCACAGCAUCAAGCUGUGGAGUCCGCAGCCGGAGGAGAACUUCGAGUCGAAGCACCGCGUUGAGUACACAGAGAAGGCGAUGAAGAAGAACCAGAUGCGAAUGUACGAGGAUCCCUUUGACUUCAACGACAUCAAUCCACCUUUCUGUGCGCCCAGCUAAUCGCAGCAAGAAGCUGCAGCAUUGCAUAUGUAUAUUUCCCUUUUUCGCAAAGAUAUAUAAUGUAAUUUAUUAACACGCUACCGCGCUAGAGAUGUUUUUUGGCGUCUAGAAGACGAGAGGAUUUUAGCAAUUGGGGGUAAAUUCAAUUGAAUCACUUUUUACAUAAUCAUUGAAUAUUCAUGAAAGUGUAUCGAUGCUAGGCACAAGAUGAAUCUAUAUACAAUAAAUAUUAUUAGAGUGGCUGAGAAAAUGGUGGGAUUACAGAGUGCAUUGAAAGCUUCUUGUUUGCGGGCGCGACCACAAAAAUGCGCCCAUGAUUCGACGUUACUGCGUAAUUAAAUAUUUUAUUUUCUUUUGUGGAAAAUACACAAAACAUCACAAGUCUUUCUCAUC
Molecule: messenger RNA, 2495 nt
Organism: Phlebotomus argentipes
Lineage: Eukaryota; Metazoa; Arthropoda; Insecta; Diptera; Psychodidae
Gene: adp
Product: WD and tetratricopeptide repeats protein 1
Exons: 5
Coding region: 231-2102 (623 amino acids)
Biological process (GO): negative regulation of fatty acid biosynthetic process
Cellular component (GO): Cul4-RING E3 ubiquitin ligase complex; cytoplasm
Molecular function (GO): protein binding
Source: RefSeq, a predicted model, not a curated record